This is a messenger RNA of Oncorhynchus mykiss (rainbow trout), 10081 nucleotides long. RefSeq lists its product as uncharacterized. Gene Ontology annotation, biological process: lens development in camera-type eye; visual perception. Gene Ontology annotation, molecular function: structural constituent of eye lens. The record is from RefSeq and is a predicted model, not a curated record. Lineage: Eukaryota; Metazoa; Chordata; Actinopteri; Salmoniformes; Salmonidae.
AAAAAGCAUAUAUGACAUGUUAUAUUUGUCUGAAAAUCGGUCUAUCAAUAGUCUGGCUCUGCUUGUGUCUAUAUUUGAGCGAUUUACGCAUCUGCAUAAAUGUGGAUUUCCUUAAAAUGCUUGGCCAACGCAUCACAAGGGCUAGCUUUGGGCCACAACAUCGGGAGCCUGUGUAUUGGGUACAGCAGCAACAUGGUGCGGUUCAGACAAAAGUUGGAUUCAAACAUGUAUUUGAUAGUGAGGGACACAUUUGACUUUACGACUGGUAAAUUGUUCCUACAGAUUAUACAUAUGCUUUUGUUGACAGGAAACUUUUUUUUGUGUGUGAAGUCGGCAACAUUGUUAUGGUGUUACUUUCCGUCGAUACACACCGGAACGAUGCACAAAUCCGGGAGUCAAACCUACACUCCAAUACACAGACUCCCGGUGUUGUCACUCAUCUGUGCGCGACUGCGCGUGCAACCGGAGAGAGUGAAGCGCGAGGAUCAGUUGUCAUCUUGCUGUCAGCAGGUUCAGCUAAACUUGUGUUUUCCAUGUCAAGAUUCGUGACAAAUCGGUGUUUUGCCAGAUCUCGACCUCGUGUCCGGGAAUACACGUAAAGAUGGCGAAAAAGAGUAGUUCCAAAAAGUCAUUCAAAAACUUGUUUUCUAAAAGCGAAGCCAAUUUAACCGACCCGGUGGAGAAAGAUGACGGUGGACGUAAAAUGUUUAAACUCUUCAAAUUCAAGAAAAAGAGGAAACCCAACAAAGAUGAAGAGAAGCAAGUCGUCGCAGGUGCUGCUGAGACCAAUGGAUCAGGUGGUGAUGCCCUGGGGAGGGAUGCUGAGGACUGGCCUGAUGUCAGUCACACCAAGAAGACCAGAUCUCUGACUGCUCCUAGAUCAAAGCACAUUGCCCCCCCUCCCCCGCUCUCACUCACUAUACCUCCCUCUGCCUUUCCGUCUAUCGCUAGCAAACAGGCCAAGGACCUCAGCUACUCAGAGAUGGACCUCCGUGCCAAGCCCAAGAGGUUUGGCACGUUCACCUUUGGCUUGAAGAGGAGGAAGAAGAAGAGUGACGGGGAUCUCUCCCAGAGCAUCGUGGUCCUCCACGGCCCCGAGCCAGAAGUCAAAGGGCAAGAGGAGGAGCUUCUGAACCUCAGCCUCUGGGACAUCGGCCAAGGCGGCACUCUGAACAAGAGGGUAAGGUUCGCUGUGUCUCAGCCUGACCUAAACACUAAGACACUGGUCACCUCUUAUCCUCCUCCCACUGUCCCCAAGAAAUCGCAGGCCCAGGAGCCACCGAUGGACAGUCCUAAGACUGCCACCAACCAACCAAUUUCCCAGAUGGAUAACAUUAUUCCUCUUGAAGUGGGCCGGGCUACAAGAAAAGUUCCUUUAGCUAUGCCUGAGAUGGAGUGGAACGAGACCUCACAGGAAGAGGAGAGCCCGGAUGCUCAGUGUGACAAUCCGUAUGCCUCAACAGACCAUACUGACACAGCUUCUCCAAUGGAUGUUGAUAGCUUUAACCCAAGUCCUCCACCUUUCCCACCUAACCCACCUCCACCCUCCUAUCCAUCUAGCCCACCCCCCUGCUACCCAUUGAGCCCAGCUACAUCAUUUCCCCCCACUAGCUCUCCUCCUGCUACAGUUUACACCUCAAACCAGAGUGAUGAAAUGUCCCCCUUACCCAGCGCUGACCCUGUCCUUCCUGUGACUGCACUCUCACUUAGCAAAACUGAGGCCUCUUAUGUUACUCUCUCCAUUGGACAACCUGUUGUUGUUGAAAAUAUCACCACUGUUACCCCUAAUACAGAUCCCUCUCCCAUUGCCUUGGACCCCAAUAUAGAAGCCACUAUUACUGAAACGGACACAACUGACGUUAAAACCGAGACCUUUCCUCUGAACCCUGAUUCUUUGGCUGACAACACUGAGACACCUAUUCUCAACACCGUCACCUCUGCUCUUAUCACUGUCAACUCUGUUACUGACAUGGACACCAACUCCAUCAAUGAUACCUCUGUCUCCACCACUGAUACAUCUAGGCCUAUGCCUGAAACGGUCACCUCCAUCACCUCUGAAGAGAUCAGCACUGCUAUUGCUGAUCCUGGCCCCUCUCUCGCUGAAAUGGUCAUCCCCGUUCCAAGCACGGACAAAUCUACACCUGAAAUGCUAGCCUCCAUUGCAAACACUGUCAACUCCAUUACCAACAGUGACAACACUGUCCCCAACACUGACACUUUCUCUGCCAACACGGAGGUAUUUGGAACUCUGUAUGACUCACUAUUUCCGCAAAGUUUCACCUCGGCACAAGAAUCUGCCACAUCAGACAAUGACUCUACUGAGGGAUGCCUUGACACCAACCUAACCAUAAUAAAUGAUGAAACUAACCCACACCUGUCCUUGGAUAGCCCCUUUGAUUCACCAAGUCCCAUUUUACCCGAAUCAGUUAAACAGGAGUAUGAAACUGCCAUUGAUCACACUGAAGCUAGUGUCACUGACGUCCCUGUCCCCACUGCAGUCUCCAAAAUGGAUACCAGCCACCCUGACACAGACACCACUGCUAAUACUAACCUCACUGUUACUGAUACCAACACCAACUCUCAACCAGUAUUCAGAGAUCUUUACGACUCUCUCUUUCCUGGAAUGUUCCCCUCACCUCACAUAUCUGGCCACACCGCAUCUGCUCUCAGCACUUACACUUCUGGCGUUGUGACAUCGGGCGUGAUGAUGGACACUCGAUGCACACCUCCUAAUAUAGACGCUCCUUUUGAGAACAAGCUUCCCCCUGUUCCUCAAACAGACACUGCCCACCCUAGCACAGAUUUCUCCCUCGCUGAGCCUGAGGCCUUUGCGCCUCUGUGCUUUGAGCCUACACUCCCCACAACUGAGCCAAUGGAAAUGGAUGACUUAGAGCCUGAGCGUCCCACCUCAGACUCACCUCUCCCAAAUACCGAUAUCGCUGUUCCUGAUACUGGCUCUAGUGACACAUGUGAAUCUCUCUAUGACGUUCUUUUCCCUGAACUUUUUCCUUCUGACCAGGUGUCCACCAUUUCUGACCCCAACCUUGAUAAACCAGUCUAUGUUACGGACACCGAUUCUGUUCCGCUCCGACCAGAUUGCAACACUCGGCCAAACCUUGUUGAUCAGUCGGAGCAUUUGACCGCAGCUCUUCCAGUUGACCUUAAUACAGAGGACACUGAAAACACAGAUCUCGUCCUUCAUCAUUCUUUAAUGAACAUUGACAACUCUGAUCACAUUCUCUCGGACAAUGUCACCCUCGUUUCUGACAUUCUUAGCGCUAGCCACCCAAGCACUAAGAAUUCCAGUACUCUUGAAACCACCAUCUCCAUUGAUGCGUCCGUCUCCUCAACAACAGCAGAGACAAUGGCUACUGAGACAGGUCAAGAAGCAGAAGUGCAGAUUAUGGAAGAGGAAAAUGGACAGAUUGAGCAGAAUAUUAUGUCCUAUGAUGUAGACGUUGUCAGGGAAAGAUCAAAUGAUAUGUCCACCACGGCUACUGAGAAAGUUCAAGAAGCAGAGGUGGAGGUAAUGGAAGAGGCCAACAGCAUAGAUUCUAAUAGACAGAUUAAGGAACAUAUGCCCUGUGAUGCAGACGUUAACAGGGCAAGCUCACAGUGUGUGAUCAUACCAGAGAACAGCAAUGCCAUGGAAGUCGCCAUCCCAGCGGUCCAUUACAGCAUCCUGGAGCAUUACAUGGAGGAGAGUGGCGUUGAAGAGGUGAAAGCAGAGGAAAUGAAAGGAGCGGGCAAACAACGGAGGAAUGGUAAUGAAACCGUUGAAGCAGGAUGGAGUUUGGGGUCACAGAAAGUAACGGAGGUACUGUUAGAAACGAAGGAUAGAGGUCAAGAGAAUGAAGUCCACCGAGAGGAGAAGAGACGCAUUGAGUCCCCAGAAGACGGCGAUGCAGAGAGGCUGGUGCCGGUGGAGGAGAGAGGAACGAGAGAGGUCUCGGCACUGGUGAAAGAAGGGUGGGAGGAUGGGGUGAAACCAGCCCUACCUGUUCAGCAGGUGCACACACUCAUGGAAUGUGAGUCGCCCGCCCCGCCUUCCAUCACAGAGCAGCAUGGAGAGGAGGAGGGGUCAGGGAGUAACCGGAGUGCAGUUACACACGCUUACCUGGUAACAGAGGCCUGCGCUGAUACACAUACACUCAGACAGACCCCAGGCCACGAAGAGCCACAGGAGUCUCACAGCAGCGAGAAUGAACACGCUGCCACCGGCAACAGAGAGAGACAGGACACACUCGCAACACAUAACACACUCGCACACACCACAGACCGAGAGGGGAGCAUUUUAGACACACUCACAGCAGAGGAAGCGGACCUAGUAACUCGUACUACCGAGGACACAUCCUCUUUCUCUGAGCAGAAAGCAAAAGUAAACACCACUAGCACACAUGGCGAGAACACAUUUGCACUUGACAGAGAAGAGACAACGACAGAUGCAGAGUCCAGAACAUACACUGUAAAGAGAGAACAUGAAGGGACACUCGGUACUGAGUGGAUAGACAGCAUUGUCACGCAGGAAACAGACCGAGCCAGUUCAGAGCAGGUGGCAGUGAAUCCUCCUGUCGCACGAGACACAAUCCUCGACAGACUUCGAAAGAGAGCCAAUGGUCUUGCCACAGAGAGACCCGGUGCAGAGCCAGAGCAGGUGGCAGUGAAUCCUCCUGUCGCACGAGACACAACCCUCGACAGACUUCGAAAGAGAGCCAACGGUCUUGCCACAGAGAGACCCGGUGCAGAGCCAGAGCAGGUGGGAGGGACGCUAUCAGUCACUGCAGAUACACUCCUCAACUCACUGAGGAACAGAGUCCAAUUCCUCAGCCAGCCCGAAGGGUCUCUGGAUGCUUCAGCUGUUAACAGUACAGCUUUAGAAGACUCUGAGGACUCCGAUUCAGAAAUUCAGCAGAUAGUGGCUGAUCUGGAGUCAGACAGCGAGAUGAAGUCAUACAGUUCCACUCUCACUCUAAGACCCUCUCCCACCCACAAGGGCAUGGACAAAUCAAAACAGGGCUUCCGCAAAGUUUCCCUGGUCACUAACAAUGACACCACAGACCACACUGAAGACAGUGUGGACUACAGAGAAAGCCCGAUCAACGAACCGAAUAGAACUGAAAGUGACCUAGGUCCAGUCGCACCAGAAUACAAAUGGAGGAACCUGUACGAAGGGGUGCAAACUACUUUCGAACCCAAAGGGGAGACCUGGCGCUCUGACUCUCAGUCAGAUGAGUCAAGAGUGUCCACAUACGAUGGACACUACUCUUCCCUCUCCCCCUCCCUCUCUGUGUACACACGACAACUCACCUCUCUCGGGCCGCCAUUCCAAGAACCUGGCUUGUCCUCCCUCUCUUCAGAGACACCCCGUUCCCCUGGCAACGGCCGCUGGUUGAGUGACAGGAGCGAAGUUCAGUUGACCCGGGAGAGUAGCGAGCCAGAGACAGGAACAGGCAGGGGGAGUAGGAGGGUGUGGGAGGAGGAGCUAGCCACUGCACCUGCAGGACAGAGAGAGAGAGAGGUAGAGCAAGAGGGGAGGGAGGGAGAGUCCAUGGCAAGGAAGAUAAAGUCAGGCUGUGACUUGCAAUCACUCCCAGUCUCAAACUUCUCCUCGGCGGGUCAGACCAUUGACAACGUGGACUACAGCAGAGGCAGCAGUGACUCCUACUCCGGACAGUACAAGGCCACCCGCGUGGAUCUGCUCCCUUCCCCCUCCUCCUCGGAGCCUUCCCCCUCUUCCUCUCCCGUGACCCCUGAGCCGGGCUCCCCCUAUCACUGCGACAUAGAGAGCCUGGUGGACACCCUGAAGAGCAUGAACCCAAACCUUCCCCAGAGGCAGAGGAGGCUGCGUGGGACCACCGCCCCCUCCAUCAUCUCCUCCCUGCCCUCCAUCGAGGAGGACACCCCCAGCUCCAGCCCCACCAAUACCAAAUCUCCCCAGGUGCCCCCUGGGUCUCUGCUGGAGGGCCCCAACAGCCGCUACAACCUGCCCGCAGACCUUGGCCUCAACUGGAGUGCCCCCAAGGAGAUGCAUUCCCCUCUGGAGUUGAUGAAGCUACAACAGCAGCAGCAACAGGAGCAGCAGGCUGGAGACCACCAUUGGAACCGUGGAGGCCUCAACCUCCCACUCCGAGCCUCGGCUCUUAGCAGCAUCGUCAUGAGGAAGAGCUCCUUGGGCAGUGACUCUUCCCCAGAGCACUCGCCGUCCCCCCUGCUAAACGAAGGGAGCAGCAACCAGUCUCCAAACCCCUCACGCCUGGACAGAUCCCUCCUCUACUCUAGCUAUCGUUCAGCAUCGAUUGAUCAACCACAGGAGAACGGCAAGGCCCAUAGCCCAGGCCAGCGGCCCUCUCUGUUCCUUACGGGCUCCCUACCGGACAUAGGGCCUAACCAGGACCACAUGAGCUCAGGGCCUGGUAUGGGCAUGGCUGAUGUGUCUGGGAGCGGACUUGGAUUCAAAUCUGGAGUUGGAACCCAAACUGGAACAGGAACUGAUCCUUCAACCCACUUCCGCUACGAACGUUUCUCCACCCGGAUGUCUGACUCCUUAACCGGAAACAACACAGACACCAACUGUCGAAUGAUCAGGCCCCCUCCCCUCCCUAGCUUCACCUCUACCCAAGAAGGCCUUCUCAGUCCCACAAGCUCAUCUCUGGACAUCUACAGGUCUUUCGCCAAUGCUAAUGAGUCCGCAUUAAAGGGUGGAAUGAGUUCCAAUGGCAACAUGGGCUCUGUGGGCUCUAUUGGUCUGGGUCUGCAGAGGAACUUCAGUAACGAAGGCCUGAAUUCACCACUGUUCAACAUGGGGUCCCCCCAUGGAGGGUCCCCCCAUGGAGGGUCUCACUUCAGUCCAGAGGCUGAGAAGAACCUGAUGCCCAAGUACAGGGCUUUCCCUGACGCCUAUCUCACCAAGGAGAAAGAACAUGGAAAGCUCAACCCUCGACCAGGAAAGAUGUUCAUCUUUGACCAGCCAGGGAUGUGUGGCCAGAGGACGGAGGUGUGGAGUGAUGUAGUUGAUGCCACACCCUGGCAACUACAGGAAACCAUCUCUAUCAGAGUUGUCAGAGGAGGCUGGGUCUUGUACGAGAAGCCCAACUUCAAAGGGGAGAAGAUCGCUCUGGACGAGGGGGACAUAGAGCUCACCUACCCCUUCGACCCCCCUGAGGAGGUAGAGGGACAACAACCGCAGAAUGGAGAGGACAGCCAGAAGGAGGGGGGAGAAGAAGUGGUGGCGGCCAAGCCGGCCAGGAGGUUCAUCAUAGGAUCAGUACGAAGAGUAGUCAGGGACUACAGUGUGCCAGAGAUCAGUCUGUUCCCUGAGGAGAAUGCCGAGGGGAAGAAGGUGACCUUCAGAGACACGUCAGAUGACGCCAGGAUAUUCGGCUUCCCCAUCAAAGCCAACUCCAUCAUCAUCAACGCUGGACUAUGGCUGGUAUAUGCUCAGCCUUUCUUCCAGGGCAUACCACGUGUUCUGGAGGUGGGGGGGUUCCCCAACCCUGCAGCCUGGGGUGUGGAACAACCUUACGUGGGCUCCGUGCACCCUCUCAAAAUCGGUGAACCAAGAGUGGAGAAACCUGGUGAGCCCAAGCUGGUGCUCUAUGAAAAGCCCUACUUCACUGGGAAGACAAGGACAAUCUACACCAACAUGAGAGACUUCAUGACCAGGAAGGAUAGACAGCAGACUGCCUUCAUAUACAGCCCUGGAUCCAUCAAAGUACAGGGAGGCUGCUGGGUGGGCUAUGAGAAGGAGGGUUUCCGAGGCCAUCAGUAUAUGUUGGAGGAGGGAGAGUACCAUGACUGGAGGGUGUGGGGCGGCUGCGAUGCCGAGCUGCGCUCUGUCAGAGUCAUUCGAGCGGACCUGACCGAGCCCAUGUUGGUGUUGUAUGAGCAGCCCGACGUGGAGCAGAACAACACCUUUGAGGUGACCGAGGCCCUUCCCGACGUGGAGCAGGACAACACCUUUGAGGUGACCGAGGCCAUUCCCGACGUGGAGCUGUUUGGCUUCCGCACCACCACGCGCUCCAUCCACGUCGUCAGUGGAGCAUGGAUCGCCUACUCUCACGUGGACUUCUCUGGUGACCAGUAUAUCCUGGAGAAAGGUUUCUACAGUAACUCUGCUGACUGGGGCUCUUCAGACAACCGCAUCUGCUCUGUCCAGCCCAUCUUACAGGCUCCAAGUGAAAACCAGGGCAGCGUCAGAAGUGAGGUGAUGUUGUACACAGAGCCAGAUUUCGAGGGGGAAUGCCAUGUGUGUGACAAGAACCAGGAGUCCCUCUCUGACAAGCUCAUCGCCAAGUCCUGCAGAGUGGUGGGGGGAAGUUGGGUGGUGUACGAGGGCUGUGAGUAUUCAGGGAACCUGUACAUCCUGUCAGAAGGAGACUACCCCAACUUCACCAGCAUGGGCUGUCCUCCGAACUGUGUCAUACGCUCGCUGAAGACUAUCCCGCUGGUGUUCUCAGUGCCCUCCAUCUCACUGUUUGGUCUGGAGUGUUUGGAGGGCAGGGAGAUCACAGUGGACACAGAGGUGGUCAAUAUGCUGGAGGAGGGCUACAACAACCAUCUACUCUCUGUCAGAGUCAACCGAGGCUGCUGGGUGAUGUGUGAGCACAGUAACUACAGGGGGCGACAGUUCCUAUUAGAACCCAUUGAAAUCACCAACUGGCCCAAAUUCAGUCAGCUUCUCACCAUUGGCUCAAUGUACCCAGUACGGCAGAGACGGCACUUCUUCCGCAUCAAAAGCAAAGAGCGAGGUCACUUCCUGUCCAUCCAGGGUGGCGUAGAGGAAAUGAAGUCGGGACGUGUGGUGGUGACCGAGCAGGUGGAGGGCAUGAGCGACAUCUGGUUCUACCAGGAAGGCCUCAUCAAGAACAAGUUGGCUCCUACUAUGAGCCUGCAGGUAAUGGGGAACGUGGAGGCGGGGGCGAAGGUGGUGCUGUGGUCAGAGACCCGGCAGCCUGUCCAGACCUGGUCAGCCCAGAUGAGAGGCACCAUCCCCAGCCUCACCUUCCCUGGCAUGGUGUUGGACAUCAAGGGUGGCAAGCAGUACGACAGAGACCAUGUGGUGAUUUUACCAGAGAGUGAGGAGAGGCCUUGCCAACAGUGGGAGCUGGAGCUGCUGUAACCUUCCAAUAACCUUCCCUCAACCCACACCCUUCACCCGCUCCUCCAAUACAAUACAUUCCAAUAUCGACCAACCCCUCAGAACUCCUGCUCUUCAGUCUGUGGAGACGGACAUUAGGAAGCACCGCAGAAUGAACCUUGUGUCAUCAUGGUCAGGCACUCUCAAGAGGAUCCCAGAACAUCUUCAUUACAGUUAAAGGGUUUCUUUCAUUUCGUGAAGAAUCAUAUGAGGGUUAUAAUAUUUUUGCCUGAAUGUGAGGACAGCAGCAUACGAAUGACUCAUCUAACAACCAGUGCCUUUGGAUGUGGUCAACUGGAGAGGAUGGGAAGGGUCGCACUUCUUUUCCCCUCCCUUAAAUGUGUGUAUUUGAAUUAUUAUAUUUACAGACAUUCUACCCUCUCAGAUUCUUCCUUGACUUCGAUGGUAUGACCCGGCUUAGCACACACAGUAGUGGACAGAACCACUCACUUGAACCCACUAAUGAUUAUUGGGAAGGUCAAGUUCCAUCUACCAUAUGAUACAUCAUCUGUGGCUACAAACAGUGCAUUUAAGAGGGUUUCAUAAAGGAAGCCAAAUCUAUGCACAUUAUUUUCUGAAUUGGCUUAGUUCAACAUUUUGUUUGACUAUGUAAUUUACUACCUUUUGGGAAAACAUUGGAUGGGAAGUGUGUUCUUUAGGCAGUAUAAUACAUACAAUAAUGUAUGAUGCAGUGCAAUGACUCUGUGGGCUUUUAUGCAGUUCCUCUCUAAUGCUACAGUGUGUUCUUCUAUUUCACUAUGGGCUUAUCUAUUUUCAUAGAUAUGAAUCAUACAUUGCCAAACACUGUCAAGAUACAGGUUACUUUCUUAUUUUUUAUAUUUAACACCAAAUGCCUUGCACCUCAAGGCAUUAUUCUUUGAUACCAAAAAUAGAAUGUGAAAAGAAAUGAGUGGUUUUAAAAUAUUAAAUAAAACUAUCAAAAAU